Molecule: messenger RNA, 474 nt
Organism: Pestalotiopsis fici W106-1
Lineage: Eukaryota; Fungi; Ascomycota; Sordariomycetes; Amphisphaeriales; Sporocadaceae
Exons: 2
Coding region: 1-474 (157 amino acids)
Source: RefSeq, a predicted model, not a curated record
AUGGAUCCCACUGGCCCCUCUCAGCCACCAAAGGCAACUGCUUACGAGACGGAAGGCGUCGGAAUUGAUUCAACCCCCCAAGAGCUCCAUUCUGCUCGCAGCCAUACUCACGGAGCUGCUGUCGAGCAGCGCGUUCCAACAAGCCAGUCGUCGGGUAUCCACGAGGCAACGCCCACCAGUGUGACGCGCGGAAUUCGAGGCGCACCGCCCGGCGAGGAGCAGUACGGCAGGACGGAGGAGCAAGUCGGCCGCCACCGGGAGCUCGACGGCGAACAGAUGCGGGCGCCCGGAGAGGGCAAUGUUGCCGAUGUAGUAAGCAGGAAGCCUGGUGCGAGCGGUUCGGAGCCAGAUCUUGCUAGUGACUUGGAUCGGAAAAAGGCCGAACAGGCGGAACAGCGGGAGGCGAUCAAGUCGGCUAGGGAGCAAGGCACACUGUCUGGUGAUGUCGACCCCCGCGCGGGCGUGCAAACAUAA